Molecule: messenger RNA, 6328 nt
Organism: Parasteatoda tepidariorum (common house spider)
Lineage: Eukaryota; Metazoa; Arthropoda; Arachnida; Araneae; Theridiidae
Product: kelch-like protein 8
Molecular function (GO): protein binding
Source: RefSeq, a predicted model, not a curated record
UGUUAUGUUUUUUAAGUUUGUUUAUGAUUGGCAGCUGAUACGCGCAAGAAUUGUUUUGAAAAUGAGAUUUUCUUAGCUAUCUUCUAGGAUUUUGAAUUUUUUGUAACCAUGAUUUUUUUAUCUAAAUAUGCUAAAAUUUUACAAAAGUUAUUAUUAUUUUUACUGAGACAAUAUUUGAUUUAAAUCUUUGUGACCAAUCGUUUUUCAUUUAAAACAAUUUUUUAAUCCCAAUUUAUGUGCUGAUAUCUAGCUCCAAAAUAAUGGGCAAAAAAAUUGGCGUGCGUGAUAAGUAUGCUUUCAGCAUGAAUGAAGCUACCUUGUAAAAGAAAUCCAAUACUCUGUAAAAUAUGAAGGUCAGAAGAAUGAUUUUACAUGGGUUAUGAACUUUACCUCUUUGAUGAUCUGUCUCUUGUAUGAUGGGUGAUAUGUUAAUUACACAACCAGAAAAAAACUCUAUUUUUGAAGUCAGUGGAAUGCUUCAAUCUUCAUUUAAUAAGCUCUUUGAGUUUCUACAAAAAGAAAUACUUUGUGAUGUUGUGAUAAAAGCUGGCAGUAAAUCUAUAAAGUGUCACCGUAAUGUGUUAGCUUGUUGUAGCCCUUAUUUUCAAGCUAUGUUUACAACUCCUUUAGCUGAAAGUAAGCAAAAUGUGAUAACAAUAGGUGAUAUUGAUGAAACAACUAUGGAAAUGCUAAUUAAAUUUGCGUAUACUGCCAAGAUUGAAUUGAAUAUAUCAAAUGCUCAAGCGUUGUUACAUGCUUCUUCAGUUCUACAGUUUGAUUCCUUAGCUCAAACCUGCUGUGAAUUCAUUGGCUCACAACUUCAUCCUAGUAACUGUCUUGGAAUUCGUCAGCUGGCCCAUCAACUUAAUGAAUUACAACUUAUUAAAGCUGCUGAUGAAUUUACUAAGUUGCAUUUUAGAAAAAUCAUCUUAGAAGAAGAGUUUGUUUCCAUUAGUGCCAAACAUUUAGAAGAAAUAAUAUCAUCUCAGGAUCUUUUUGUAGACAAUGAAAUAGAAGUUUACGAAGCAGUCAUGCUUUGGAUCAAACAUGAUGUAAACAAAAGGAGAGAUUCACUUUCAAAAUUACUCUCAAAAGUUCACCUUCCUCUUUUACCGCUGUCAUAUUUGAGAAUGUAUGUAGAUUCCGAUUCAUUAGUGAGAAAAAAUUUAGAAUGCCGAGAUUUAUUAGAUGAAGCUAGACAUUAUCAAUUGUGGCAAGUUAGUAGAUUGCCAACCACCCACUUGCCAGUCAAUCAAAGAACAAGACCUAGGAAGAGCUAUGCUGGGGUGAUAUUUUGUGUUGGAGGAAGAGGAAUGAAUGGCAACCCUUUUUCAUCUAUAGAAUUCUAUAGUUGGUACCAUCAAAAAUGGGUUAAACUGAAUAGUAUGUCUACAAGUCGUCGACAUGUAGGAUGUGUUUCUUUAAAAGGUAAAAUAUAUGUCGUUGGUGGUCGUGAUGAAAAUGUUCAUAUGUCAAGUGCAGAGGUCUUUGAUCCUAUGACGAAUGAAUGGUCUUCUUUGUCCUCGAUGUCUACUCCAAGGCGAGGCCUUGGACUUUGUUCAAUGGGUGGCCCUGUAUAUGCAGUUGGUGGCUUAGAUGAUGUUGUUUUCUAUUCCAUUGUUGAAAGAUAUGAUGUUAAUUCUGAUGUAUGGAGUGUUGUUGCCCCAAUGAACUGUGCUAGAGGAGGAGUAGCUGUUGUAAAAUUGAAGGGUUUGAUGUAUGCCUUAGGAGGAAAUUGUGGACAAGUAUCAUUGAAUACUUGUGAAGUAUAUGAUCCUCAUCUUGAUAAAUGGACUUUUAUAUCACCAAUGAAUAGAUGUAGAGCUGGAGCUGGGGCUGCAGUAUUAGAUGGUGUCAUCUAUGUAAUUGGUGGAUUUGAAAAUAAUGUUCCUUUAAAUUCAGUCGAAAAAUAUGACCCAGAUACUGAUAAAUGGGUCUUUGUUAAAUCAAUGAACUGCAAUCGAGGUGGAGUUGGAGCUGCAACGCUUGGUGGUUAUAUUUAUGCUAUUGGUGGCCAUAAUGGAACUCAUUAUUUAAAUGCUGUUGAAAUCUAUGAUGUGGAAGAAGACAGGUGGAGAAUGGGUCCAGAAAUUAGUGACUGCCGAGCUGGUGCUGGUGUGACAUGGUGUUCUCUAUCAUCAGAUUGCUUAAAUAAGCUUUGUCAACCUAAAAGUCCUAAUAAAAAAGAUAAAAAUUCCUCAAAUGUCACAGAAAUUCACACAGCAUCUUGCUGAUAAUGUGAUGGCCUGAGACAUGCAAUAUUUAAAAUUUGCAGCAAUAUUGCCUGCAAUAUUUAAAAUUUGCAGAUUGUCAUAAGAAUAGUGUGCACAUUUUUGUGCCUCCAAGGUAUUAACUUACCCAAAGAAUAAAUGCUCAUUUACUUUUUUUCCAACAACUGUCAGCUUUAUAUUUUCUCAUAAGCUAGUUUUAUACAAAUGUUCCUAUCUAUAAUUAUAUGUGGACAUAUUUACUUUAAGAUAUUUUGUGCUUUAUUGUUUAUAUCAUUAAGAAUUCCUAAGUUAUUUGUGAUGCUGUUGCUAGGUAAUUAUGUCUGUCUUCUGAAAACAUGGUUUUUGUUCAUGUAAACUUUUUAUAUUUUUAUACAUUUGCCAAUUUUUUGGUUUUAAGAAGUGAAUUUUUUGUAUUACCCUUUAUUAUUGUAGAGCUUCAGUUUUGACUAAGUAAAACUUCCCAUCUUAAAACUAGUUUCAUAAUAAAUGAUCAAUUUUAAACUAAAGUUUGCGCGAAAUACUUAAUUUUAAACUAAGAGACUUGUUGAAAUAAGCAUUCAAACUUGAAAUUUUAUAGUAAAAACAAAAAAUCUUUUUAUAAAUGGAAAAUACUUUUCCUAUUUUCAUUGUAAUUAGCAUUAAAUACUAUAACUUUUUUAUUUAUUAAUUUAUAAUAUGCAUUUUGAUUGUGUACAUACAUGUAUGUAUAUAUCAGAGUUCUCACUGAAUUAGGAAAGUGCGGUAUUGCCUGGAAAUUUUAUUUUUAUGAAAAAAAAUCGAGAUGUUUGAUGUCAAUACCCAUUUCGUUUUUGUUCUAUUUUAAUUGGAGUUUCAUUGUGUCAUCUUUAUAGUUGUACAUUCUUCUAUGUUAUUGUCAUUCUUUUUCCUGACGCAUUGCAGCAGCUGCUUGUAUUAUAUGUGUGACAUUUUAUUUGUAAUGUCCUGCAUUAUGUUCACUUAUUUAAUACUGAGAAUGCUUUUUUUAGCCAAGUGCUGGAAAAAUUUUGCCGGAAAUCUUAAAAUUUGAGAUAACAAAUAAAUCUAACCUCCAUUGCAAGUAUUUCCUAUAAAUCUUCCAAGACAUGGUAUUCAUAAGCUUGUUGAAAGUUAAAUAUAAAUUUGCAAAAUACUUAUUUCUUGUUUCAAAUUUUUCUCUAUUAUAACCACUUCAUAUAUUCAUUAAUAUAAUUAACUUGGUUAGUGAUAAUAAUUUAAUAUCUAUUGCAACUUUCUUUUAACCAAGCUUUAUGUAUAAAUAAAUGUUGGUUCUUAUUUUAUUUUUAAUUCUGAUUUAAUUUUAUAUUGUUAAUACGACUAUUACAUUAUGAUUUUUUUUUUAUAAUUUAUAUUCUUUUACUUUUAAAUUUACUUACUAAAUCUUCAUCUACAAAAACAUGGGUUUCAUUCCUUUUUUUAAUAAAAAUGGCAUAUAAAACAAUGCUGUCUAAUUUUGUUCACAUUUUCCUGAAAAUAUAAGGAAAAUUUAUUUUUGAAAUUAAACAGGACCCUGAUAUAUAUACAUAUAUAUGUACACACACAAUUUGUGUUUCACAAAAGUUGGGCAAAACGUGAAAGGAAGGUAGGGCACAUCAUGGUUGAGAAUCAUAUAACAUCUAAUGCUAGGAAAUAUGUUAAGGAAGUUGCUAAAAAUUAUGAACUAGCUGUUAGUAUUCAUUUGAAAUGCUACUUUUAUUAAUAUAAGUUAUUUUAAUUUUUUGAUAGUCGUGUUUUUAUCAAUUUUUGUCUAAAAUUGUAUUCAAACAGGCCUGAAAAUAGCUAUUUGUAGUAAUUUAAUGAUUUGACAACCAAUUGGUGAUGUUAACUAGAUGGAAUUUAAUAACAUUUCUUGUAAAAGGAAUAUGUUGCUAAGCAAUUCACAUUCUUCAUGAUGUGCCUUGCCUGUAUAUACAAAGUCUAAAGACAGUUUACGAAAAUUAAUAUGCUCUAGACAUUUAUAAAAAUAUUCAAUUUCAUAGUCAAGUAAUAGUUUCUAUUCUUCAACAAACGUAAAUGUUGCAUUCUAGCUAGAAGUAAAAUAACUAGAGUAAGUCUACCAAUUUUGUUGGAUCGUAACAAAUACCAGAUGCGAGAAAAUUUUUUAAACUUUUAUUUAUUUCUAGUGAUGAAAAUAUGCUUUUAUUUAUAUAUUCUAACUUUCAAAUCUUCUUAUAUUUUGAAAUGGUCAAACCCAACCUUUUUUUAUUUUUUAUUAUUGAAAAAUAAAUAUUUUUCAUUCUAGAUAAAGAUAAACAAAUUUCAUUUUGAAUUUAAAAUGUAAAUGCAUUAUUAGAUAUUUUAUUUUGUUAUUUUUUUUAACUUUAUAUUUAAUUGCUGUGAUUAAUAAUCAAUUUUAAAAACAUUUAUACUGUGAAUAAGUUUUAAAAUUUAAUUAUAUUAACUUGCCGCCCCUUCCAUGUGUGUGUAAAAAUUAAAUUACUGAUAAAGUUGAUUAAAAAAAUAUUUUCAACGCUGUUGUCUAUAAAUAUUAGAGUAGGAGCCAAUGUAAUUGUCAAAUAGUAGUUUGGAAAUUUUACACAGUUAAAAAAUAAUUUAUUAAAAAGUUCUAAAACAUAUACAUAUCUUCUAAUUUUUUCUCAAAUUAUUUUCUCUGUAUAUUGAUACUUUUCUUUGUUUUAUUGAUACUUUUGUUUGAAAUUAGUUUUUUUAAUAGUGACCACCACUAAUAAAAUCCCUGGUUUAAGAAAUAGCUGCUUUUUAAAAUCAAAUCAUCAAGAACAGGAUCAUCACAAUAUUUGUUGAAACCAUCCUUUAGAUAAAUUAUAAUUUAAUGAAAUCAACUUAUCUUUUAAAAACAAGCUUUUGGAGAUUAAAAAAAAUGCUUUCCUCCUUAUCUGAUUUUUUUUGUUGUUUGUUUCAGUUUUGAAAGAUGCAUACAUAGCAUACAAAUAAAUUUCAAUCUGCCACCCGAGAGUAAAAAGAACAAUGCUCUAGGUAAAGCUUGCAUUUUGAAAUAGGUUAAAGUGAAAUAAAUAAAACAGAAAAUGGUGUAUCAGCACCAAAAAACAAUUGAAAAUUAUUGAAUGCCCAAAAUCAUUAAUAUUAAUGAUCACCACUCAUUGAUUAACUCUCACAGUUAAGAAAAAAUAAAGCAAAGCGGUAUUGAAACAGCAUUCAAAUGAAAUAAGCUAAAGAAUAGAUAGAAUGUUUUUUUAUUCAAUGAGAUACACCACGUAAGUAAAAGAUAUCCCUUCUGUUAGUCAUUUUGUCAAAUAAAAGAAGUCUGGCCAUUAUGUCUAUGAAGAAUUUUAAACCAGUUCCUGUUUAUGUUGUAUUUCAAUGCGGGUUGAAACAGCAUUCAAAUGAAAUAAACUAAAGAAUAGAUAGAAUGUUUUUUUAUUCAAUGAGAUACACCAUGUAAGUAAAAGAUAUCCCUUCUCUUAGUCAUUUUGUCAAAUAAAAGAAGUUUGGCCAUUAUGUCUAUGAAGAAUUUUAAACCAGUUCCUGUUUAUGUUGUAUUUCAAUGCAGCUAUCAAUAAAGGUUGAGGGUACAUUUUAACAUUCAUUUUAAGUUGAUUUUGUUAAUGUGUAAAGUAAAGUGUCUAAUAGGCAAGAUUUAAGUGUCAUGGAUAAUUAAGAAAUGUAUUAGAAUUUAUGCUUGACAUUUGAGAUAAUAUUCAAAAUUAAAAACUUAUACAAAUUUCUAAUUGUUGAAUUCAAAAUCUGUUAAUAAAUCAACAAUACACCAAUAUUUUAAGACCCUUCUGAAAGUAAAAAAUAUUUAAUCAAAAUAUCAAACGUAAAGUUUAUGAAAUAUACUGCUUUAUACGAUCAAACGUCUUCCUAACGAAUAUGAUAUUAAUUAACAACGGACACUGCAUUGUAUAAUUUACUUGCCAUAUUAAGGUAAAAUUUGUUACUUUUAAACAUGAAUGAAACAUUUAUUUAUUGCAUGUUUUUGAAUAUUUUUUAAUUCAUGCGAACUUUGUCUUUCAAUAUGUAUGUGAUAAAAUAGUGCAUUUUUUUGUUUCAGUCACUUGUUUGUUUUCACCAAAGACUUAAGCUUGCUUUGAUUUAUGUAUGUUCAUUUCUGUGUUUGAUAAAUUUCUUAAGUACUGAUAUUAAAAUAUUUAAAAGAA